Molecule: messenger RNA, 1449 nt
Organism: Dovyalis caffra
Lineage: Eukaryota; Viridiplantae; Streptophyta; Magnoliopsida; Malpighiales; Salicaceae
Source: the annotation of a GenBank genome assembly
AUGAUUGGUAAUGGUACUGAUGUUAUCAGAGGGAGGAGUUCUAUGUCAGUGAUCCCAGUGAAUGAUUCUGUCUUUCUAAUCCAUGACAGUGAUUCUACGUCUCUGAUCCCUGAGAAUGAUUCUUCUACCAUAGCAAUUCCAGAGAAUACUGAGCCUAGAGGUGGUCAUGAAAGAAGGUACUCCACUGGGGAUAUAGCUAUCCCCUACACUAGAGUAAAGAUUCUUUCCCGCUAUCUCGCAUCGUCAACUGGUUCCUGCCAUGAUUAUUGCAAAUAUGGAAUAAAACAUGAUCCAGAAACGAAGAAAAGCAAUCCCAUGUUAAAGAGGAUCACAGAAAAUCAAGGCAGGGAUAUGAAGGAGACCGUAACUUUGUCAGAAAGACAGAGAACAUUUCCAUCGCCUCGUUCAAAAAGACACAACUCCGGUGUUCCUGUUGUCACUGGGAGAAAAGUUUCAUCAUUAACCAAUAAAGAAAUUGUACCAUCAAGACAGCUUUCAUUACCUCUCAAGGUAAAAUCAGAUGUUGGUGAGAAGAAGAAGGUGGCACCACCAACUCUUCCUUCAUCUGUCAAGAAAGUUUUGAUGCGACCAAUUGUUUCUGUGUUUCCCAAACGUCGUGUUAAAGGAGGUUCUCAACUGAAAGGUCUAAAUGAAGUGGUAAAAGCUGAAUAUGAUCAACCUGGCUGUCAGGAUGUUCCUCAGAAGGCUCUGCAUAUCAUUGAAUUAGAUACUGAUGAGAACAGAACAGUGAAACUGUCUCAAAUUGGAACUCUCACAGCUGGAUUGUCUGCACCUCCUGCUAAGAAGAUCGCGAGGCGCACUAAAAAAGGAAUUCAUGCCACUCUGCUGCCUCCAUCCUCCGAGAAGAAGUGCGUUAUACAUCUUAAAGAUGGAAAAACUCGCAUUAGUCGAACACCCAUAUCUUCUUUGGCAUCAUCCAAGUCUUCUCAUAGCAGUGCCUCGUGUGAACGCUAUGAAACUGAUCUUAAGAAUACAGCUGCAAACAAACUGCCAUCUAAGACUAGGCCUAGGAAGGGUGGAGUAAUUUGCACUACAGAUAAAGAUUCCGCAGCCAGGAAGGUAAAUUUUAGGUCAGGAAAGGUCGUUGAACUUCAGCUUGAAAGUAGAACUUCAAGGAGACUCAAAUUUAGGGGAAGAGUUCCUAGCGAUGCCCAGAUUGAUGAAGUUGAUACCAGCAAGAACAACCUUAAGAACAAAGAAGUUUGUGAAGCUAAUAUCGUAGAAAUUGAAUCUGAGAAAGUUGUUUUAAAACACCAAGAUGUGCAAGAAAAGAAAAUUGUGCAGAGUUUGUUAAAUAACAUGAUCGAGGAGACUGCAGGUAAGCUUGUUGAGAGCAGGAAGAGUAAGGUGAAAGCUCUGGUUGGUGCUUUCGAAACGGUGAUAUCUCUUCAGGAUUCCAAAACCUCCUCAACAGUUGGUGGAUGUUAA